Thermothielavioides terrestris NRRL 8126 is the source of this 1062-nucleotide messenger RNA. RefSeq lists its product as uncharacterized. The record is from RefSeq and is a predicted model, not a curated record. The coding region runs from base 1 to 1062 and encodes 353 amino acids. Lineage: Eukaryota; Fungi; Ascomycota; Sordariomycetes; Sordariales; Chaetomiaceae. The transcript has 3 exons.
AUGGGUCAGAGAUUGUCUCACCUCCAUAGAUCCUCGUCGUCUCCAGGUCCGACGCCGAUACCGACACCAACGCCGACACCAGCACCGGAAACGCCCCCAAGUCUGCCGCCGGUAGGGCUUCUCAGGCUGCCGGUCGAGCUCCUCCUGUCCAUUGCGGCGCAGCUCUCUUCAUCACCUGAAUCCAUUGUCGCGCUCUCGCUCACUUGCAAACAUCUCCGCCUUGCAUUGGCAAAGGAGGUUGCCAAAGUCCACGUCAAGUGUCGGGUUGGCAUCUUAGCGCUGCUUGAAAAAGAUCUUGGCGACCGCUUUGUUUACUGCUCCGCCUGUUGCCAACUACAUCUCUUCUCGCCCUCAUGGCCUAUAUUGGAGUGCAAUCGCUUUCGCUACUACAAAGCAUGGGCCUUUGAUCCUAACUGGAGGGGCUAUCCGUAUCACUUCCUUGCACGGCUUGUUAUGAACCGGCACUUCUACGGUCCCUCUCAUGGCCUUCCCUUAGAUAGCCUCACCGAGCCCGCUUGGGGAUACAGCUGGGAUGCAGGCCCACCCUGGCGGCAGAUCCCCUCCGCUCGGGUCGUGGGCAACGAGCUCUUUCUCCGCAUAUCGCACGUUCUGGAAGGCAGAGCCUCGAUAGUUCGAGACGCCAUCGACGAGGGACACUACCAUAUCUGCAUUCAUGUGGGCUCGGAUUCGGCCACCAGGAUCCUUUACAAGGCCCGUAAUGGGAGGGACCCUAUGCCGGAGGUGAAGAAGCCGCCGAAUGGACUAGCGCUAUUACGGGCUUGCCGAAAUGUAACGAGGGCUUGCGUCGAGUGCUUAACUGACUACACAAUCACCAUUGAGACGGCUGAGGAUGACGUUGGGCCCCUCGUCGACGGCUGGAGAGUUACGAUCACAUCCUACCAUCAGCUGGGGCCGUGUCGCGACAUACAGGACUGGAAGUGGAUCGCCCUUACACGGGACUGGACGACUCGGGUCCCAGGCGACUUUGAGAUUCCGAAACGGGAUAUGGUUGUGUAUCCUCCUGGCAUAGUGAGGGAGCGAUGGGGGGUUGAAGACGGUUAA